Molecule: messenger RNA, 594 nt
Organism: Morchella importuna
Lineage: Eukaryota; Fungi; Ascomycota; Pezizomycetes; Pezizales; Morchellaceae
Exons: 6
Coding region: 1-594 (197 amino acids)
Biological process (GO): vesicle-mediated transport; protein secretion
Cellular component (GO): Golgi membrane
Source: RefSeq, a predicted model, not a curated record
AUGGAAUCCCAACGACCCCAAGAAGGAGCCCUCAGCUGGCGCCUCUCUGCGCACCCCGCUACGCUCGGUUUCUUCCUCGCCUUCCGCCUGUCUGCGCUCUUAACCUACCUCUUUGGCCUCUGGUUCUCCUCAAACUUCGUGCUGAUAUUCAUCAUCGUGAUCCUCCUCCUCGCCGCCGACUUCUACUACGUCAAGAACAUUGCCGGCCGCCGCCUUGUCGGCCUGCGCUGGUGGAACGAGACCAGCGCCGACAACAGCGGCGAGAGCAUCUGGGUGUUUGAAAGCCCCGAUGAAUCCCGCCAAAUCAACGCAACCGACAGCCGCUUCUUCUGGCUCUCCCUCUACAUCGUGCCGCUGCUCUGGGUGCUGCUGGCCGUCGUCGCGGUGGUGCGGUUCGAGUUUAUCUGGUUGUCGCUUGUUGUAAUCGCCGUGAUCCUCUGCGUCACCAACGGCGUCGCCUUCUCGCGCGCCGACAAGUUCGGCAACGCCUCUACGUUUGCGGGGCGCGCGCUCAACACCACGGGCGGCGGCCUGGCGAGGCAGUUUGCGGGGAGUGUGGCCAGUCGGGUGUUUUUCUCGGGGGGGAGGAAUUAA